Messenger RNA from Penicillium roqueforti, 1662 nucleotides. RefSeq lists its product as uncharacterized. The transcript has 6 exons. Gene Ontology annotation, molecular function: zinc ion binding; DNA-binding transcription factor activity, RNA polymerase II-specific. Bases 1 to 1662 code for a protein of 553 amino acids. Lineage: Eukaryota; Fungi; Ascomycota; Eurotiomycetes; Eurotiales; Aspergillaceae. Gene Ontology annotation, biological process: regulation of DNA-templated transcription. The record is from RefSeq and is a predicted model, not a curated record.
AUGCAGGGUUUUGGGCGUAAUGGACCACGUUCCAAGAGUGGUUGUAGUACCUGCCGCCGUCGCAAGGUCAAAUGCGGUGAGGAGAAACCAGUUUGUGCAAGAUGCUCAUCCUUGCGCCUAAAUUGCGAAUGGGGGAUACCAGUGAAACAUGGACGAAGCACGCGAAUUCGUCACCUUGAACCUGCACCCGGAACCUCCGAACAAGCCUCUUCAAUACCUAAAGCCGAGGACCUUGUCGAGUUCCAACCAGAUGCCCUUUCCACAAGUCUCUCGCCGAUCUCUUGGACAUCGGACGUUUGUCUUGACACAUUCAACGUAGCGCCAAUUUCGCCCCCCAUAUACCCUUCCUUGAACGUCAAUGUCGCGUGCGCCAAUUCAUUGACACUCACCUCUCUCGAUCAACAACAUUUCCAGUACUUUCCUUCCUCCUCACUCGUAUUUUACUACAUGAAGAGAUGGAAUUGGAGCGGCUUAUGCCAUCUCUACGAAGGCCCGGCCGCAUCGAAUAGAGUAAUAAUGCGGAUGAUAUUGGCGUUAAGUGCAUCUGAUAUGCAUCGCAAUGGGCUGCUUAUGCGCUCUCAGGACCAUGGUCAGUACCAUUACAGCCAAGCGGUUAAAGAAUUCAGGCAAUUACUUGAGACGCCGCGCCAGGUUUCAUUGGAAGAUGUCGAGACGGUUUUUGCCACUGUAUUCUUGAUGAUAGCAUGGGAGUGGCAGUUCGGACACUCAGUACGCCAUCUUCAAUUCCACCUGCAGGGCGUGCGUUCACUUCUGGAAACACAUCCACAACUAUUUCGAAUUAAAGAUGUUAAUGAUAUGUUCUUCUCUCCCGGAGUCGACACAUUGACCGGUGAUACCGUGACCAUGGCCAAGGUCUCCUUCAUUCCCGAGCAGUUUUUGUUAUGGAUUCUAUAUAUCGAUGCUAGCUGUCGUCCCAUUGGUCUUACCGAGUCACUUAACGACUAUGUGGCCCAGUCUGGGAAUCCCGCUUUGCAGCCGGACCACCUUUAUCGAUGUGCUCGUCUUUGGGGCCGAUGCUUCUGGGGCGAGCAGUAUCCCGAGGAGGAAGUUCUAGACGACAUUGAAAAUUAUAGAGCUCUAGAGCUAUUGCAUGCCGGAUUUUGCCUACGCCAUCGCACUUGGAAGGUCCUCGUCGAAUCCGCGGCUGGUGCCGCCAACUCCACAGAACCCCUUUUCCGUGAGAUCCUCGCCACACGAGAAAAAUUCUCUGACCUUUUUAUCACUGCAAAAUUUGCCGGCAGCGUUUCCGCUCGACGCACGCUUAACACCAUAUACAUGGCCGUUUCUACCUUCUACGGCCAGGUCCUUUUCCACCGCCGGCUUCUCUGUGUCGAUUCUUUACCGCUAGGCAUUCACCAACAAGCUACAGCAGGGAUCAUUGACAUUUGCCAAAAACAAUUUUUAUCUGAUCCAAAGCUCCUCAGGCGUUUACACUGGCCGCUAUUGAUGGCGGUAAUUGAAACCAAUGAUAUAACACAUCAAAGGUGGCUCCGUCAGCGUCUAUCCGAACUGCGCAACUUUCAUUCCGAGUUUGUUUGGGGGCAUGAUGUGGCCGAGCAGAUUCUGGCUCAGCAAGAUGUGAGCCAGGGACGAUAUGCCAAUCUGGCCGAAUUUUUACUAAAGCGUUUUCAUGCGCAGUGA